Messenger RNA from Ostrinia furnacalis (Asian corn borer), 2618 nucleotides. RefSeq lists its product as uncharacterized. Bases 216 to 2618 code for a protein of 800 amino acids. The transcript is spliced from 13 exons. Gene Ontology annotation, cellular component: endoplasmic reticulum. Lineage: Eukaryota; Metazoa; Arthropoda; Insecta; Lepidoptera; Crambidae. The record is from RefSeq and is a predicted model, not a curated record. Gene Ontology annotation, molecular function: lipid binding.
UUGUCAUUACAACUCACUUUCCGACUGGAAUCUGUCAAAUGUCGUGUUUGAAAGUGUCAGAAAACAUUUGAGUGAGCGACUAAAAUAAUGGAUUACAAAAAAUCCCCUACAAUUUGAUUAAUCUUGAAAUCUAUUGGACGUGUAAGAGAAUAUAGACUAAAGUGUUUCAUGAGUUACUGGCUGUGUAGUGUUUUAGUUGACUUUUCAGUUCCAGUAUGGAGAUCUCCGGCUCUGGAAAAUCUCCUAACACCUCCCUAUCCUUUAGAUAUAAUGCCAAUAAUGAGGAGUUAGAAGAGUUGUACAAUGUGUGUGAAGAUGAUCCCCCCACGCCGCAGUGUGAUGUGCCUCAGAGUGCACAGGGUGAAAAUGCGAGUCCUAAAAGGGGUGAUAAAACUUCCUCUAUAAUUGACAAGUAUUUUAAGUCUAUCCGUGACAAACCGAUUGAAAAAGAGAAGUUGAUUGAGAAGCCUGUUGAAAAAGCUGAGGAUGCCAAACCAGUGGAAAGUAAGCAAGCAGAGGAAGGAGUUACUGCUAUUCCACCUAAGGAAGUGUCCUCCUCACCCAUGAAGGAGUAUUUCAACCGUUUAGGCAAGAGGAGCUCAUCAGAAGUAGAAGUCAAGGAGAGCAAUGAAACAUGGAAAAUAUUUCAUGACUUCAAAUUCAAAAUAGCUCAAGCUGUUGAGGAUAUGAAGACAAGAUCUCUAGAAGAAACAAAAGAGAAAUCAGUGCCAAGAGAAAAUUCAACAUCAGAUUCUGAGGAAAAUUCAGCUGUAAAGGAUUCAGAUCAACAGAGUGUUGGAGAUACUGACAAUCAGGUAUCAUCAUUAGAUAGCAGCAUUCAAAAUCUGUCAGAAUUAACACAACCACUGACAGCGAAAGCAACUGAAAAGGAGUUCAUCUAUCCUGCAGAGAGCAAGAACCAUUCGGAUUCCAGCGAUGACACACAUAAAAAUAUUGGUAACAGCGACUCCGCUGACGUGUCACGGGAUAUCCUCAAUGACAGCAACAUGAUGGAAGUAGAAUCUGGCGUAGAAGCCUUGGAAGAUACUUUGGAUGGCUUCGGCUAUGUGCCCAACCCUGAAACCAACCCAAGGGACAAUGCCCAGGACAAUAUCCCCCCUACCCCUCCACCCCUCUUGCCUAGCAAUUUCGGAAUGCCUCCUAGCAAAAGCAACUUACACAAAGCUCCAUCAUCAGAUAAACCUAGGGUUUAUUUCUUCACCUUCACCAUGUACUUCCUAACGUUUCUCCUUUUCAUCAACUAUGUCUUGUUCCCAAACGCGAGUAUUUGGAACGGCUUUAUAUUGGGCAUCUGGUUCUACUGUUUGGCAAACGAAACAAAGAGUUGGGUGCUAGACAACUAUUUCAGUGAUACUGAGCCGACUAAAGUAGCUUUUCUGCAGCUGAAACGAAGCAGUGCCAUGCCUCCAUCGUACACAAUUCCUUCUGUGAAAGAGCAUAGGCCUUUAAAAAAGUAUGAGGGCUGGAUAAACCAUUAUAGAUUUCCAGAAUAUGAUCCUUACACCUACCAUAUUAAUCAAACAACGACUGCUUUCAUGAAACUUGAAGGUUGUAACUUGAGGAUAUCAUAUACCAGGACAAAGAUUGCAAAGAGAGCUUUAUGGGACGAGAAAAUCGAGAACGUAGUUUUUUACCAGCACAGAUUAUACAACUUGACGGGAGCUCGGAUUCUAUUGCUGCCCAAAGGGCUCGUGAAGAGAAGGCAAUGGAGCAAAAAAUAUCCCAUCUGCAUCGUACUGAACGAAAAAGAGAAAAUACAAGUUUUGGAAAAGGAAAACGUGGAAGCGGAAAGGAAGACAGCGGAGGCUACGAAUAGAAAGAGUAAGGAACAGCCAGAAGUAGAGAGUACAGAGACAAAUACCAGCCCGGAGAAGAAACGCAAGUUCGUGUGGCGGAGACGGGAGAAGAGCAUUUCCCACUCCGACGGAGAAACAGGUAAAGAAGGUCUUCGACACAGGCUUGUUAGAAAAAUGCAUAGAGACAAAAAGGCCGACAGCACAACAACAUGCACAGAGACCGCCGAAUCUCAGUCCGAGAAGAAUGUACUCGAAGAGAGCUUGUUCCACGAUGCUGAAAUGGACCUGGCCACUAAAUCGGUCACCAGCACCAAGGAUGAUGAUGAAGAAAUCGAUGACAAUGAGCUGUCAAAGAUCAAGGAGUUCCUGGAGGAAGCCGAGCAAGAAACCGGAGCAGACGGCGCGGUGGAAGGAGAAUGGAGCGUGCACGUCAAACGCACCACGGACAGGCAUUCCCACCUGUACUUAUUCGCUAGGACGGGACGCGAUAAGCACGAGUGGUAUCGCCGCCUAAACACCGCUGUGUCAGAAGCCAACGCAGGGUCCCCGGAUUCUUCAGCAGCCGAAGAGAAGACCAACAGCGACCCGGCUGCGGAAAACAAGGAAGGCAUUGAGAUGGCAGUUUACAAACUCGCUGAGAAGGAGACUGUUGCUUUCGCCAAAACGUUGACCAUCAGUUUGGUCCUCAAGGGGAGCCGCGAGCCGAACGGAGAGUAUGGCAGAAGAGAACACAUGCGCUGCGGGUCAGAGAUUUUGAUAUCUAAUGCUUGGAAAGAGAUAGCUAUAGAGCUAAAAGAUUGA